AUGUUACAAAUUUGUGAAGCUCUAUAUGGUGGAGGGUACUCAGUGGCCACUCGUGGAAGGAGCCCAGUAGCCACUCCUGGAGGGAACCCAGUGGCCACUCCUGGAGGGAACCCAGUGGCCACUCCUGGAGGGAACCCAGUGGCCACUCCUGGAGGGAACCCAGUGGCCACUCCUGGAGGGAACCCAGUGGCCACUCCUGGAGGGAACCCAGUGGCCACUCCUGGAGGGAACCCAGUGGCCACUCCUGGAGGGAACCCAGUGGCCACUCCUGGAGGGAACCCAGUGGCCACUCCUGGAGGGGACCCAGUGGCCACUCCUGGAGGGAACCCAGUGGCCACUCCUGGAGGGAACCCAGUGGCCACUCCUGGAGGGAACCCAGUGGCCACUCCUGGAGGGAACCCAGUGGCCACUCCUGGAGGGAACCCAGUGGCCACUCCUGGAGGGAACCCAGUGGCCACUCCUGGAGGGAACCCAGUGGCCACUCCUGGAGGGAACCCAGUGGCCACUCCUGGAGGGAACCCAGUGGCCACUCCUGGAGGGAACCCAGUGGCCACUCCUCGAGGGAACCCAGUGGCCACUCCUGGAGGGAACCCAGUGGCCACUCCUGGAGGGAACCCAGUGGCCACUCCUGGAGGGGACCCAGUGGCCACUCCUGGAGGGGACCCAGUGGCCACUCCUGGAGGGGACCCAGUGGCCACUCCUGGAGGGAACCCAGUGGCCACUCCUGGAGGGAACCCAGUGGCCACUCCUGGAGGGAACCCAGUGGCCACUCCUGGAGGGAUCUCGAUUGCUGGACCUUGA
Procambarus clarkii (red swamp crayfish) is the source of this 801-nucleotide messenger RNA. Its product is annotated as anti-sigma-I factor RsgI2-like. NCBI's taxonomy places the organism in Eukaryota, Metazoa, Arthropoda, Malacostraca, Decapoda, Cambaridae. The record is from RefSeq and is a predicted model, not a curated record.